AUGACCAAAUUUGUUGAUGUCACAAAACUGAACGUAAUGAAUUAUGAGGAGGAUGCAAGGAGGCUUCAAGAGUACAAACAUGAAUCUCAGCAGCUGACCUCCUGUGAACUAAACAGAGCAGCCUCCCAGACAAUUGACAAUUACGUUCCACAGUGUACUACAGAGGGCAGGUACAGGAAUGUGCAGUGCACGAAAGAUGGACAAUUCUGCUGGUGUGUCAAUAACAAGGGUGAUGCAGUGUUAGGUAGCAAUCAAACUACAUCACCAACUGCCUGCUUAUCCUUUUGCCAGCUCCAUCGCCAGCAGGUUCUGGUAAGUGGUUAUGUGAAUAGCAGCAGUACCUCCUACAUCCCACAAUGCACAGAAACAGGGGACUAUGAGAUUAUGCAGUGCAGCACUGCCCCCCGACAGUGCUGGUGUGUCGACAGUGAUGGGAUGGAAAUCUAUGGAACACGUCAGGACAAACGGCCACUGCAAUGUCCCACAAGCUGCGAGGUCCAAGAUCGGCGAAUUCUUCAUGGCAAUGGAGUGAGGUCCCCACCUCAAUGUUCCAAAGAUGGGAAGUUCUUGCCCGUCCAGUGUAGGUUCAUCAACAGAACCAACAUGAUGAUCUUUGACUUACUCAAUAAUUUCAACAGAUUUCCGGCUGCAUUCCACACAUUCAGUGCCUUCAGGAGAAGUUUUGCCAAUGUUUCUGCUUACUGUUAUUGUGCUGACAGUUUGGGACGGGAACUUCAGGCCACAGGUCUGGAGUUGUUAUUGGAUGAAAUCUAUGAUACCAUCUUCAAUGCUUCGCAAAAUGGGCACUCGUUCACAGACACUGGCAAUUAUCGCAUUCUGCAGAGGAGAUUCCUUGCCGUGCGACUGCUGAUCACCGGCAGGUUUAGAUGCCCGACAAAAUGUGAAAUUGAGAGGUUCACAGCUUCCUCGUUUGGUAAUGUCUUCAUCCCCUCAUGUGAUAACAAUGGAAACUAUCUCCCAGUCCAGUGUCAGAAGGGGAGUCUGUGUUGGUGUGUAGAUUCCAAUGGACAAGAGAUCUUUGGAACAAGGCAACAGGGGAGUGUGCCCGACUGCAGCAAUGACAAGAGUGGCUGUAAGUCUGAGAGAAAACGCAUGCUGUCACGACUUUUCUAUGGACCUGUUGGCCACUUCAGUCAAAACGAUAUCUUUGCUGCACCUACAUCUCUGAGUCCGACGCUGGAAAGGAUUGGUAUGUCUCUACGCCACUGCAGCCCAGACCUGAAACAACUGUUCAUAAAAUCUGGAUUGCUGCUUUCUAUCUCCCAGUUUGUAGACCUGGACAUUGGUCAGGCUGACCUAGAAGUAAUUCUGAGUGAGAUUGUACAGGGGACAUUUCUAACAAAGGAUUUAGCACUCACUGCCCUUCAGUUUUCUGCAUCCUCAAAAUUCUUUGUCGAAAAUCUGUUUGGAGGCAAGUUUCUGAAGAACCUGAGUCUAUUCAAUUUCACCGGCAGCCUAGGGAGUAGGGGGACAUUUAAUUUCAGUCAAUUCUUCCAGCAAAUUGGCUUAAGAGGAAUGUACAGUGGGGAAAACUUUGUGGAACUUGCCAAAUUGUUCUCUCCGAUUGAAGACUCCUAUUUCUCCAAAGGAACCUCAGAAUUCUCCAAGGACACCUUCAACUUGAAUCAGACAAUUGAGGACAACUUUGGGAGGCCAGUAAAUUUACAAGAGAAUCAGAAUAUGGUGAAGCUUAUAAAUACUCUGUUUGAGGAUCAGAAUGUUCUUACAACAUUGCGUGAAAUCAUUACCUUCUUUGGUGGACAGGAUGAUAACUUAGCUGAAACAAUCCAACUGGUGUUAAGGAGUGCGAAGGUUGGUAUCUGUGAACGCCCGACUUCAAAUCUCUUUGUUCCGAAGUGCACUGGAGACGGACGAUAUGAAGAGGUCCAGUGUCUAGGCACAGAUUGCUGGUGUGUAGACAGUCAAGGGUUGGAGAUUCCAAACUCAAGAGUCCGGGGUCAAAGGCCACAAUGUCCCACCAAGUGUGAGCAAGAACGUAAGCGAUUAAUAGAUUUGAGAGAACACCAAUCAGCGGGAUCUGAUGUGUUUAUCCCUUCAUGCAGAAGUGAUGGUAAUUUUCAGUCCAUGCAAUGUGAUGGGAUGAACUGCGUUUGUGUAGAUCUCCAGGGUAGGAAGAUACCUGAACUAAGGAAGAUAACUGGAGGAGGCGUGUUGUGUCCUAGUGCUUGCCAAUUGUCUGCUGCAGAGAAUUUUUUAAAGACAAUUGAGAUAUUGCUGUCAGAACCAAACUUGCUCUCAGUGCCUUCGGUCUACGUACCUCAGUGCAAGGAAAAUGGAGACUGGCGACAAGUCCAGUGUGAUGGCCUUCCACAGCAGGUCAUUGAAUUUUAUCAACAGUGGAUUUCUCAGAAUAAUGGAGGCCAGGAUAUGUCAUUCACUGCUAUCUUAAAUGAGGUCAUUGAUUACCGCAGAUCAUCUAAUGUCUCCAAGAGUUUUGAGAUGUUUGUGAAGGAACUCUACAGAAAGAGGCAUCACCAUGUUUUUUCAGUUUUUUCUGCUUUCUCAACUUUUGACUCAAUUUCUGCUGACGAUGUUGCAGCAAUUGUCGCCUCUAAACCUGGCACUAAUAUCUUGCUGAAUCCUUACGUGUUUUGGCAGUUGUUGUUUGGUGCUGUGACACACUAUCCUGGUUUAUACACUGAUUUCAGUGUGAAAUUGAAUAAGAUGGAGCUGCGUAGAUGCUGGUGUGUUGAUGAGAAAGGACAAGAACUUCCAGGGACAAAGGCUGAAAUGGGUCGAUUUCCCCAAUGCCCAGGAUCCUGUGAUCGUGCUGUUCAACAAAUCAUUCAUUUUACUGUUCAGGCAGAGGAAAUAAUGGUGGAUUCUAAAAAUUCCAAUAUUUCCUUUGGCCAGGCUUUCUUAUCUGCCAGUGGUAUACAACUGACUGAGAGUGAACUUCAGUCUUUUGGGAAGUUCCAAUCAGCUCCUUCCUUUUCUGAAGCUUUGUUGAGUGGAGCUGACUAUGCUGUUCGAUUGGCUGCCCAAUCCAGUGAGCAACUUGAUUUAAUGCCUAAAUGUGCACAUUAUUGUGCUGACCUUGAGUUAAACUGUCUUGCAAUUCUGAUUCUGAGAAAUCAAUUCACCAGAGAAGGGAUUCUUGGGGAACUAACUCUAAAAGGUUACAGCCCUUACAUCCCCCAAUGUGAUGGCCUUGGAAACUGGGAAUCAACUCAAUGCUUUGAGAGUACUGGUCACUGUUGGUGUGUUGAUAAUUCUGGAAACUAUAUUCCUGGUUCACUGGUUAGUCGCCUGACCCAGAAACAUCAAUGUCAGACUCCAUGUCAACGCUCUCAAACAAAUGCUGCAGUGGCUGGAUGGAAGCGAGUGGGUUUUCAGGUUAACUCUAUAACCAGGGAAUUAUUUAAUCCAACUUGUUCUGCGAGUGGAGAAUACAAUAUCUUGCAGUUGUCAGAUUCUGGAGAUGGUAAAGCUUGGUGCAUUGACCCAGUGACAGGAAAAGCUUUUCAACCGGCUGUAACUGAUUCAAAUGGGCAGAAACAUUGUUCCAGCAGAUGUGAAAUUCUCAAUAGUCAAGUGAUGCAGCAGGAGGUGGGCAUAGGGUACAUCCCAGUAUGUGAGGAAUUUGAUGGUUCCUUCUCUGCUGUUCAGUGUGAUCAGGGCAAAGGGAGGUGUUGGUGUGUCUUUACAAAUGGUGAAGAAAUCCCUGAAACAAAAGUCAACACAACAACUGGAUUGAAACCUGCUUGCAACCGCCCACAGUGUGCAUUACCCUUCAAUUCUCCUGCUGUGUCAGAUGGCAUUGUACUGUGUAAUGAGGUACCAAAUGGUCAGUCUCUGCAACAUUGCCGUCUGAUUUGUCGUCAAGGCUACCAAAGUGCAUUUGAUGGGACAAAAUUUGUAUGUGAUACACAGAACAAUAAGUGGAUUACAGAAUUCCCACAUCCAGAGGCCUGCCAGAAAAUCAACCUAUUUCAAGUGGCUCUGGCACAAAGAAGGUUUCAACUUCUGUUGCCUCCCGGGAAAGCAUGUAACAGUGAUUAUUCAGGAUUACUCAAAGCAUUUAAAAUCUUCAUUACUGAUGAUCUGAGAGUGAGAGGAUUUUGUCACAUUCAGGUGACUAUUUCUGGAGAAACAUUGCUGAUCUCAGUAUGUGAUGACUCAACUGUGUCGGUUGGAUGUUUGAACAUAAACCACUUAGGAGUAAAUGUUACUUGGAAAGUACAUCUUCAGGAUAUCCCAGCAUCUGCUCUUCCUGAUCUGCAUGACAUAGAAAAUGCUCUCCUGGGUGAUGGGCUGAUUAAACGUUUCACUGAACUGAUUAACAGUCGGAACUAUCACCUCACUCUGGAUUCCAAACAGUUUUUCGCAGAUAUCUUCACCGAUAUUCCUACAGACCAAAGCCAUGUUCACCUUGGAUGUAGUGAUGGUUACACAAAGAUUUCAGUUACUCAGAGAAGUGGUCACAAUGUUAGUGGGUGUGGUUUAACAGAGUGUGAAACCAGUCCUUGGAAUCCAGCUUGUGAUUCUCUAGGACAAUAUAGAGCAGCUCAGCAAAAUGCCGACACUCAGAAAUCUUUCUGUGUCACUUUGAAUGGAGAGCAAUUGCCUUGGACUGAAACCGUCAGCCCUCUCACUGAGUCUGAUUGCAUUGUGUUCCGACAGUUUGAAAGUGUUGAUGAAUCCCAGCUGAUUCUGAACUCAGAAGGCACAGACAUCAUCAAAGUUUUACCAGUGCAGGCUGAUCGUCAGAGACAGCUUCUAGAUUGUUUCACAGAAUGCUCAGGAAAUGAGACAUGCGACUUUCUGGUGUAUUACCACAAAGGGGAGGUAUCUCAUUGUGAGCUUUACAGUACCUCUGAAUCCAACUUGCUUUGCAAAACCUUUGGACAGGAGAUAUAUUUCCAAGACAUGAUGAGUCAAGGAUUUCUGGGGAGUUCAUCUACAGUCAAAUAUGAUGGGAUUAGUUGCCAGCUCAGGAUCAGCAGUAAUGGUGAUGGAAAUCUGAGUGUCUACCGGAAAAAGGGUCAUGAAUUCACGACAACAUUCCACAAGAUCUUCCUGCGGACAGAUUUUCGUAAUGUGAUUACAGGCGUAUACCAGGCAAUAGCUUUUUCUGCACGUGGUUCAAGUUUAACAGAUGUACAUCAUUUCUGCAGACAGGCCUGUGGCAAGGAGCAAUGCUGUGAUGGCUUCAUAUUGAGCCAGAUAAUCAUUGAUGAAGGUACCCUGCUCUGCGGCCUAAUGAGUUAUCCAGAUGUUCUGCUUUGCAACGAUAAUGACUGGCAGGCAACAUCCCUGCUUGAAGGAGAGGGUGUAUGUAGAGGUGUGAAAUCCAACACGGAGAAGAAAACAUUCAUGUUCAGCUUUGGAGGCCUGGACUUCACUGGCACUUAUGCACUUUUAUCGAAGAAUUUUGUGAAUACUGAGUACUCCACAGAACUGUCUCCAGAAAUGAAGGAAGAGAUUCAGAGAUCAUUCAACUCUUUCCAGCGUAUCUAUCUCUGGCAGGAUUCUAACAUGAACACACGGAUGAAGUCAUUCUCUGAAUGUGCUGGGAAAAUCCUUCAAGAUCAACAGAGCCUAGAUGUGCCAGAAAACACCAGAGAAAACUUUUCACAGUUGGGCUCUAAGCUUGUCCGAGUAGAUCUGAACCAAUCCGUUCCAAACCAGCGUUACCAGCUCUUCAAGCACCAGUUUUCAAUGAAACAAGCAGAGCUGUGGUGUCUGGCACGUUGUACAGAGGUGAACAUUUGCAAAGUGGCAACUUUACAGGACAGUGCAGCCCUUCAUUUUGAAUGUGUACUGUACCCAGACACACAGCUUUGCCAAAAAAGUAGUGACUGGAUAUUUUCUGAAACAGACUGUGGCCUUAUCCUACCUGAGGAACCACAAAUACUGUACAGGAAAAAAGAUGUGCUUGGAGGACGUGUUAAAAAUUUCUAUACCCGCUUGCCAUUUCGUGAGGUGCAAGGCAUCUCAGUAAGAAACAGACUGAAUGUGACUGAAAGAGGGAUUCAAACUGGGUUCUUUGAAUGUGAACGCUUGUGCGAUGAAGACUCCUGUUGCAAAGGAUUUGGAUUUCUGAAAGACCCACGACUUCCAGGUUUGGAGAUAACAUGUCUGACACUCAACAGUCUUGGAGUACAGUCCUGCAGUGAGGAAAUUCAGAAUUGGCAUGUUGUAGACUGUGAGUCAACUGAUGUGAAAGCACCAACUUAUCACUUUGGAUGGUACCAAAAGCCUGUGAACCAGUGGAAACAUACAGGAAACAUUUGCCCCCCUGUCAGCCUUCCUCCACUUCCUCAAAAAGUGCUACUGAAUAACUGGAACAUCCUCAAGGUAUCCCCAGGCCUCGAUCCCACAAUAACCUUUUUUGAUGUAUUGCACAUCGAUAGUGGCAGUCCUGUGAUGACUGAAGAUUUCAGAAACUAUGCCAGAGACAGGUGCCUGUCAGCAUGUGUUUCCAGCCACACUUGUGUUACAGUUUCGCUUCAGCCUCAGCUGUCAGGAGUCAGGUGUCUUUUUUAUCCUGACACCCACAACUGCCACCCUGGAUUGCAAGGCCAUGACUGCCAAAUGUUUGUCAAGGAAGAAGCGGAGGAAGUCUAUUAUAAGAAACCUAUUGGAGGGUCGUGUACUGGUCGUUGUGGGAUGUACCAACCUGAUGAGGUUUGCCAGUGUAACUUGAAAUGUGAAGAUUAUGCAGAUUGCUGUCCUGACAUUCAUACCUGCUCUGACCCUUCCUUAUCCGAAUCCCAACCCCAGUUGACAUCCAUUUUCCUUCCGGGUCAUGGAAUCUUGUUUGGAUCUAGUCAGGUGACCCAGGUUGGUGUGGAAUGGAAGACUGUGAACCGUUUCUUGGGUGUCCCAUAUGCAGCUGCUCCUACUGGUAAAAGCCGAUUCAAGGCCCCAGCAGCCUUUAAUUGGACUGGAGAAUGGAAUGCAACUUUCUACAGGCCUAGCUGUCUACAGCCAGGAGAUGCAAAGGCCAUCUACUCCACUGUAGAUGAAGACUGUCUCUAUCUAAAUAUAUUCGUUCCCAAGAGCAUUGCUAGAAACAAUGCUGUGCUGGUCUUCUUCCAUAACGCGGCUGUAGAUUAUAAAGGAGAGAGACAGACAAACAUUGAUGGAUCCUACCUGGCAUCUAUUGGAAACAUCCUGGUUGUGACAGUAAACUAUAGAGUUGGAGUAUUUGGAUUUCUGACUGAUGGCACUGAUGCAAUGACUGGCAACUGGGGCUUGCUGGAUCAGAUGGCUGCUUUACAAUGGCUGCAGAGAAAUAUUGGCUACUUUGGAGGAUCACCAUCUCAAAUCACUAUUGCUGCAGACCGCAGUGGAGCUGACAUCACCAGCAUGAACCUUAUGAGGAUAUCUUACAGCAGACUUUUUAAAAGAGCCAUACUAUUGGGAGGAUCAGCCUUGUCUCCGAGUGCUGUGAUGAGUAAGAAGAGAGCCCAGCAACAAAUCACCAAACUGGCUGAAGAAGUUGGCUGUCCACCCUUUAACAAAACAAUCUUAUUACCCUGUCUCCAUGCUCUACCCGCACUGACCCUGAAUGCUGCACAGACCAAGCUAUUAGCUGUCAGUGGACCAUUCCAUUCAUGGGCUCCCAUAGUGGACGGGGUUUAUCUGCAGGAGCCUCCUGUCACUGCCCUAACCCAUGACCGAUAUCACAAGGUCGACUUAUUGAUUGGGAGCGCAGAGGAGGAUGGGCUUGUUAGAAGAUCAAAAACACUCAAGAAGUUUGACGAAUCUUCCGAAAAAUCAACAAGUAAAACAGCUUUCUAUGAAGCUCUUCAGAAUGCGCUGGGAGGAGAAGACUCAAACUCACUCAUCAAGGAUGCAGCAACUUGGUUUUACUCGUUACAGCACUCUCUGGCUGACUACGCUGCCUUCUCUAGGGUUUUAGAGAAUGCCACACGGGACUAUUUUAUCAUUUGCCCUGUUGUAAAGAUGGCUGCUCAUUGGGCCAACAGAACACGAGCCAAUACCUUCAUGUACCAUGUACCAGGAAGUUUUUCUCAACACAGGGCAAGCCUUCCGUCAGAUGUGCAGUUCAUUUUCGGCCUGCCCCUUCACCCAGACUCUGAACAGCUAUUCACGGUACAGGAGCAGAGCCUGUCUCUCAUAAUCAUCCAGUACAUUGCCAACUUUGUCAAAUCGGGCAACCCCAACUAUCCAUUCAACUUCUCCAGGAAUUCUGCUAGUGAGACUCUACCUCCAUGGCCUAGUUUCUUGGACAGUACUGAAGGCAGUAACUACAAAGAAUUUGCACUCGCCCUUAAAAAUAAAAAAGGAUUGAAAACAGCAGAAUGUUCUUUCUGGAAUGAUUACAUUGAGACAUUUUUGGCAUCCACAGGUGAUGUCAGUGAGAAUGAACUGAGCAGAGAUCAACAUGGAGAAGUCUUCCCACCACCACUCACACAAACACAACCACAGCCAGCAAAGGAAGUUUACAAUUAAAAUGAAAAUAUCUCCACCACCAUUGACUUCAAAUGCUAAUUCUGAUUUGUCUUAGAAACAUUUAAUGGAAAU
Molecule: messenger RNA, 8538 nt
Organism: Hemiscyllium ocellatum (epaulette shark)
Lineage: Eukaryota; Metazoa; Chordata; Chondrichthyes; Orectolobiformes; Hemiscylliidae
Gene: tg
Product: thyroglobulin
Exons: 49
Coding region: 1-8466 (2821 amino acids)
Biological process (GO): thyroid hormone generation
Source: RefSeq, a predicted model, not a curated record